GUCUCGCAGCUCAAGGCCAUGAGACAUACACGCCACCAUGGCUCAUCUCUUGCGCGGAAAGCAGGCUGGAAUCAACAACGACCUCUCCCAGGGCCUCAGCCCGGAUCUCUUUGUGCUGGAUCUCAUCCGCAACUACGGCAUAAACUCCAAGAUCACCCAGCUCGCAUACGACCCCGUCCAGUCACUCAUUGCCAUCGGAACGAGUGAGAGCAAAUAUGGCCCUGGCCAAAUCUACGUAUUUGGGCAGAAAAGAGUCGAAGUCGUGCUGCCCCUGCCCAACCGCACCGCCUCGGUCAAGAUCCUGCAAUUCUGCGCCGAAAAGCUCUUGUGCGUAGACUCGAAGAACGAUCUGUCCGUCUUCUCGCUCGAGACCAAGAAACUGGUGAAUGCGCAUUCGCCUCCUGCAAAGAUCACGGCGCUGCACAGCGACUCCGCCAUCGACUAUGCGCUUCUAGGAACGCAACAUGGCGAGGUCUAUGCAUAUGAUCUCGACAGGGAGACACUUACACCCUUCAAGAUACCCAAUUUUUGGAGGGAGCAGUUUCCGCGAUCUCGACUGACGUCCGUCAUUACGCUGUCGCUGCAUCCUCGAGACAUCGGCAAACUACUAAUCGGGUAUAACUCCGGCGCAGUCAUCUACUCAUUCAAGCAAAACAAGCCUGUUCACUUUUUCAACUACAAACUCCCCAAAGGAGCCCCAGGUGGCGACUCGGAUCCUAGCUCCGUCUUCAAGGAACGUGAACCGCCGCUCACGCAGGCCGUGUGGCAUCCGACAGGAACCUUUGUUCUGACGGGACACGAGGAUAGCAGUAUCGUCAUUUGGGACACCAAGGACGGGCGCAUUGUACAGGCAAGGACGCUCACAGAUACCAACGUGGACAAACCAGGCCCAGGAAGCUUUAGUCCUGGUGCGGUAGAGGGGGCUUUCGCGCUCAAGUCGCCGAUUUUCAAGAUCGCAUGGUGUGCGAAUCAGGAUCCUGACGACACCGCCAUCCUUAUUGCGGGAGGACAACCGUCGAAUAUUUCAGCGAAGAGUCUGACUUUGUUCGAGUUAGGCCGAACGCCUGUAUAUGCUACGGCGUCGUGGCAGAUACUCUCGGAACACUUUGAGAAUCCCAAAAGGCAACGGAUGUUGCCAUGUCCGCCUGGUACAGAAGUCGUGGAUUUGGUACUCAUUCCGAGAUCAUCCCAACAUUUUGCUGGCUGCCACGACCCUAUUGCAAUCAUCGCUUUGCUCGCUUCUGGGGAGCUCAUCACCUUGACCUUCCCAAGCGGCAUGCCAAUCACUCCUACGAACCAACUACAUCUCUCCAUGACGCUUGUCCAUCCGUACAUCAACUACGUAAAUAUGGCCCCGGUAGAGCGUACCCGAUGGCUAGGCAUGACGGAAAAGCGACAACACGGCCCUCUAUUGCUCGUUGGUGGCGCCGAAGCAGUACAUCCCCUGAAGCGAUUUGAGAACCGAAAUAUCGUCCAGACAGCUCAUGCAGACGGCACAAUACGAUUGUGGGAUGCGGGACAUGCUGACGAGAUUGAAAAUCAUGCCCUGCUCCAGGUCGAUGUUGCUCGUGCAGUCGGUCGGCCAGAGAACGUCCAUGUCACAAAGACUUCGUUCGCAGGUGCUGCCUCUGAACUGUCUGUGGGACUACAGACCGGUGAAGUAGUAGUGUUCAGAUGGAACACGAACAAGCACGCAGGACAGGAGUUUCCGCCCGGCAACAACAAACCUCAGGCGCUCACCAACAUUAUCGAAAGAAGCGAGGCGACUGUCAAAGAAGGCCUGUUGCCUUUCACAUUGCUUGACGAGGGCAACGGAGCUGUCACUGCCUUGAAGCAUUCAGAUGUAGGCUUUGUCGCUGCUGGCUUCGAAGGGGGGAGUCUGACCAUCAUCGACCUCCGAGGGCCAGCCAUUAUCUUCCAGGCGUCUGUUAAAGAUUUCAUCAAGUCCGACAAGCGCUCCAGCUUCAGGCGCAGCUCGGCUCAGGCAACCCCGAAGGCGGAGUGGCCCACCUGUAUUGAAUUUAGCGUUAUGACGCUUGAGGAUGAAGACUACUCAAGUAUUCUGGUGCAUGUUGGCACCAACCUUGGACACCUUGCAACGUUCAAGCUGCUACCAGAAGCAGAUGGACGAUACUCGGCAAAGUUUGCGGGUGUAUGCGCGCUGAACGAUAAGAUUCUAAAUAUAUGCCCUAUACAUGCUGAAACAGGCCGCCCAGCAUAUGCCUCGCAAUCCGUUGUCGGUGGUCUUAGGACAGGCUUGAAGGUCAACGGUGUGCUUUUGGCAGUCACUUCAUCUGAAGCGAGAUUGUUCCGUCCUGCCACGAACAAGGGCGCACACAAAACUUUUGAUCAGUUUCUGUGUGAUUCCGCGAUGGUGGUGAGAUAUGAGGAAAAGGGGUAUGCACUACUUGGUCUAUAUGGCGAUGGGUGCGCGAGAGCCUACUCGAUACCGGCCUUGAAGGAGAUUGUCUCUGUCAACGUCAGUGACUACUUGGACGUCCGACGCUUCUCAGAAGCGAUCAUCACCGCCACAGGAGACAUCUUUGGAUGGAAAGGCCCAGCAGAAUUGACUUUGAUCAACAUAUUCGGAACUGGAUUCCAAUACGAUCGAGCAAAAGAUGUCCUGUUUAACCCAGACUUGGUCAUCCCGCCACGGCCAACCAUCAGCAAUAUACAAUGGAUUUCCGGUACCCAAUAUGUCACACCAGCCGACAUGGAUCUGCUCAUUGGCGGACCCGACCGGCCACUCUCCAAUCGCCAAAUUGCCCAACAACGCGCAGAGGCUGAGCAAGAACGCCGCCGUGAGGCCUCGUCAUCUAUAUCACCUGCUGCGCAAUACCAAUCCUAUCCUACACAGGCAAACACGCCUAAUCAAGAAGGCUGGGGCGCAUGGGCUACACGGCAGCUGAACGAGCGUACUGAGAAGCUCAACAUUGUGGGUGACAGUAUGGACAAUCUUUCCCAUAACAGCGCUGGCUGGGCCAACGACGUCAACAAGUUUGUGGGCAAACAAAAAAGGGGCUUUGUCAUGGGUGCUGUCAAGAGCAAAUUUGGGCUUUAGGUCAAGAUUCGGAGUAUUGACUAUUCCUUUCACUAGCG
This is a messenger RNA of Exserohilum turcica Et28A, 3099 nucleotides long. RefSeq lists its product as uncharacterized. The coding region runs from base 38 to 3061 and encodes 1007 amino acids. NCBI's taxonomy places the organism in Eukaryota, Fungi, Ascomycota, Dothideomycetes, Pleosporales, Pleosporaceae. Gene Ontology annotation, cellular component: cytoplasm; plasma membrane. The transcript is spliced from 4 exons. The record is from RefSeq and is a predicted model, not a curated record. Gene Ontology annotation, biological process: regulation of protein secretion; regulation of exocytosis; establishment of cell polarity. Gene Ontology annotation, molecular function: myosin II binding; GTPase activator activity; syntaxin binding.